AUGCUAAUAACAUGCAGACAACGCCAUAUUCGCUGUGACGAACAAAAGCCUGAUUGCCAAAAUUGUACCAAAACAGGCCGCAAGUGCGACGGCUAUGAUCGUACAGUCUCCCAGAAGCAACUGCACCAGAACGUCUUGCUCUCCUACGACCGCAGCCGAACUUGCAACCCAGAUAGUCGAUUAAUCCUUCUGGAAGGCACUGGCCAGGAACGCGAGUAUAUUGCUCUGUUUUGCACGCAGACAUCGCAAGCCCUCACGGGGUUUUUUACGUCCGAUUUUUGGAAUCGUCUGCUUCCUCAGCUCAGUCAUUCCGAGCCUAUUGUCCGCCAUGCUGUUGCGGCAGUCGGCGCCGCUUACCAGCGGUAUCAGGGUAUUGCUGUGGGGUCUGAACGGACGGAAAAUUUCAUGCUUCAGCAAUACAAUCAGGCAAUUCGGCUUCUGAUGAAGCACCUAUCAGCACCCACGAAUGAACAGUUCGACUUAACCCUGAUUACUUGCGGUCUGUUCAUGUGUCUUGAAAUGUUCCGAGGGGACCACAACAGGGUUCUCGACCAUACAGAGGCAGGGCUGGAGAUACUCGAACGGGCGAUUACAGGGUCUCAGUUUCAGUCACAGUCACAGUCACAGACAGCCGACCAGCAGAAAGUCCGCGAAGAGUUGUCAGAGCUCUUUUUCCGCUUUAAUAUGGAACUGCUCAUGUUUGCGCGGCGCAGCAAACUACUCUCAAUAUUCACCGACCCAAAGUGCCUCCAGGUACCUGCCACAUUCAAGAGCAUCUCGGAUGCCCGCAAGUACUCCACUUCUAUAGGCAACUACACUAUAACCGCAUUCAUGAAAUCGGGUGCUUUCUCCCGCCAGAGUUACCAGCAGGACGAGGGGAAGAAGUGGAUUCGUUCCCAGCUGCCCAUCAUGGAGGCGGCAUACAAUGCGUGGCUUGUCUCCUUCGAGAGACUGCUGCAGACCAAGCAGGGCAAAUCAGCAGAUAAGCGUGCAGUGCUCGUUCUCCGAAUCGAUUUUCUCACCCUCGUCACAUGGUCAUUGGGUAUUAUCCAGGGCCAGGGGAAAGAAACCGACAAGGAUAAAUGGAACGGCCACUAUGCAGAAAUGCUGACUCUGGUAGAGCAGCUCCUGCAUCUUGAGGCACAUUCCAGCGCCGAGCGGUAUUUCAGUCUGGAUCAUGUCGUUGUCCGCGCUCUGCAAUGGAUUGCCACCUGUUGUCGGGAGCCCGUGACAAGACAUAGGGCUUUCGAUCUUUUAGUAGGCAACCAGCGCCAGGAAAAUCUAUGGAACUCUCGUCGGUCAGCCAAGAUCGCUGAGUACUUGAUCAAUUCCGAAGAAGGCAGUCUCUUGUCUCUGCCGGUCGAGCAGAGGGUGCCUCCGGAGCACGAGCGGGUUGCAGCCCUCGUCUUUUGGGAUGAUGCUGUUCCUGGAAAGACUUGGUUGCGAACCAUGAAGCAUGGUCCACAGGGGCAGAUGCAAGUUUCGAUGGAGCUUAUAGAUUGGUCACAAUAG
Messenger RNA from Penicillium riverlandense, 1512 nucleotides. RefSeq names its product Zn(II)2Cys6 transcription factor domain-containing protein. Gene Ontology annotation, biological process: regulation of DNA-templated transcription. Gene Ontology annotation, molecular function: zinc ion binding; DNA-binding transcription factor activity, RNA polymerase II-specific. Bases 1 to 1512 code for a protein of 503 amino acids. NCBI's taxonomy places the organism in Eukaryota, Fungi, Ascomycota, Eurotiomycetes, Eurotiales, Aspergillaceae. The transcript has a single exon. The record is from RefSeq and is a predicted model, not a curated record.